Salvelinus namaycush (lake trout) is the source of this 2342-nucleotide messenger RNA. Its product is annotated as very-long-chain 3-oxoacyl-CoA reductase-like. Gene Ontology annotation, molecular function: oxidoreductase activity. Lineage: Eukaryota; Metazoa; Chordata; Actinopteri; Salmoniformes; Salmonidae. Gene Ontology annotation, cellular component: endoplasmic reticulum. The coding region runs from base 338 to 1879 and encodes 513 amino acids. The record is from RefSeq and is a predicted model, not a curated record. The transcript is spliced from 2 exons.
CAAUACAAGGUGGAGACCAGGACCAUCGCUGUGGACUUUGGUCUGUCGGAUAUCUACCCCAAGAUCGAGGCUGGACAGGCAGGCCUGGAGAUCGGAGUGUUGGGUAGAUGUUCCUUUUGUCUGGUCGUCCUCGCUCUGUAUACCACCACAUUCUCAUCUGUUUCACAAAAUAUCCUCACAAACCACAUACUGACAUUGGUCUCAUAAUCUACACAGAUAAACGACUCUCGCGCACACACACACUUUUGACAUUUGCACGUUUUGUUUGUUGUACCGAGUUAAACGUGUUUUUAUUUUAUUAAUUUUUUUACAUUUCCCAGCAACACAGACGGACACUAUGGUGGCAUGCAUGUUAACACUUUUGUUUAACAACACAUGCCGCUGGUCUAUGGACUGUCGGGUCGCUGGUCCAUGGACUGUCGGGUCGUGCCGCUGGUCAAUGGACUGUCGGGUCGUGCCGCUGGUCUAUGGACUGUCGGGUUGUGCCGCUGGUCCAUGGACUGUCGGGUUGUGCCGCUGGUCCAUGGACUGUCGGGUCGUGCCGCUGGUCUAUGGACUGUCGGGUCGUGCCGCUGGUCAAUGGACUGUCGGGUCGUGCCGCUGGUCUAUGGACUGUCGGGUUGUGCCGCUGGUCCAUGGACUGUCGGGUUGUGCCGCUGGUCCAUGGACUGUCGGGUCGUGCAGCUGGUCUAUGGACUGUCGGGUCGUGCCGCUGGUCUAUGGACUGUCGGGUCGUGCCGCUGGUCUAUGGACUGUCGGGUCGUGCCGCUGGUCCAUGGACUGUCGGGUCGUGCCGCUGGUCCAUGGACUGUCGGGUCGUGCCGCUGGUCCAUGGACUGUCGGGUCGUGCCGCUGGUCUAUGGACUGUCGGGUCGUGCCGCUGGUCCAUGGACUGUCGGGUCGUGCCUCUGGUCUAUGGACUGUCGGGUCGCUGGUCCAUGGACUGUCGGGUCGUGCCGCUGGUCUAUGGACUGUCGGGUCGUGCCGCUGGUCUAUGGACUGUCGUGCCGCUGGUCUAUGGACUGUCGGGUCGUGCCGCUGGUCUAUGGACUGUCGGGUCGUGCCGCUGGUCUAUGGACUGUCGGGUCGUGCCGCUGGUCUAUGGACUGUCGGGUCGUGCCGCUGGUCUAUGGACUGUCGGGUCGUGCCGCCGGUCUAUGGACUGUCGGGUCGUGCCGCCGGUCUAUGGACUGUCGGGUCGUGCCGCUGGUCCAUGGACUGUCGGGUCGUGCCGCUGGUCCAUGGACUGUCGGGUCGUGCCGCUGGUCCAUGGACUGUCGGGUCGUGCCGCUGGUCCAUGGACUGUCGGGUCGUGCCUCUGGUCUAUGGACUGUCGGGUCGCUGGUCCAUGGACUGUCGGGUCGUGCCGCUGGUCCAUGGACUGUCGGGUCGUGCCGCUGGUCUAUGGACUGUCGGGUCGUGCCGCUGGUCUAUGGACUGUCGGGUCGUGCCGCUGGUCUAUGGACUGUCGGGUCGUGCCGCUGGUCCAUGGACUGUCGGGUCGUGCCGCUGGUCCAUGGACUGUCGGGUCGUGCCGCUGGUCUAUGGACUGUCGGGUCGUGCCGCUGGUCCAUGGACUGUCGGGUCGUGCCGCUGGUCCAUGGACUGUCGGGUCGUGCCGCUGGUCCAUGGACUGUCGGGUCGUGCCGCUGGUCCAUGGACUGUCGGGUCGUGCCGCUGGUCCAUGGACUGUCGGGUCGUGCCGCUGGUCUAUGGACUGUCGGGUCGUGCCGCUGGUCCAUGGACUGUCGGGUCGUGCCGCUGGUCCAUGGACUGUCGGGUCGUGCCGCUGGUCCAUGGACUGUACUUUGACACUUUAGAAAAUAAGAUGCAGUCAGUCCUGAGUUCUAACCCUGGAGUUGUGACCCUAAAACAGUAGAAGUGUUACUAUUCUCAGUGUGGUCAUUCAGAAUUAACCGCCUACUAGUAUGCCUUAGGAAGUACCUACAGAGUUUAUUCGUUUUCAGAUGUUACUCUCCGUCAGUCCACAUUCUUGCUGUGUGACAGUGUCACUUUCAGACAAGACCAUUGUUCUUUGUGUGAGAGCCCAUAAGUACAUGCGCUGCUUGGCUUGCUCUUCCAGUUUAAGGUGUGGUUGUGUGCCCUUUUUAUGAACGCCUUGCUCUCAUAAGGUCCUGCUGCCCCCUGGUGGCUUUCAAGAGUAACAGCAGCACCGUUUUUAAUUUCCUUAUUGCCAAUAACUGUGGUCUCGUCUGCUUUUAAAUAAAAUAAUUAUUCAACAGUGAACAAUGUUGGAAUCUCCUAUCCCUACCCUGAGUACUUCCUGCAUAUUCCUGACCUGGACAACUUCAUCACCAACGUGAUCAAUGUCAACAUGACCU